Molecule: messenger RNA, 1548 nt
Organism: Prorocentrum cordatum
Lineage: Eukaryota; Dinophyceae; Prorocentrales; Prorocentraceae
Source: the annotation of a GenBank genome assembly
CAGCUGGGCGCCCCUGCCACCCGAACACAUCCCCGAAUCCGUGAGCGCGCCCUCCCGUCUGGGGCAGCCGGCGCCGCUCGGCUGGCGCGAUGGCGCGCGGGGCGCGGCGCUCGCCCGCGGCCCUCCGGGUGCUGGGGGCCGCGCUCCUCUUUCUUCUUCGAUCGUCGGCCCCCAGCUGUGCGGCGCUGACCGCCGCGGCGGCGUCGGGGGCGCAGGCGCCAUCCCGGUCGCCCGCGAGGCCUGCGGGGGCCAGGAUCGUGUCGGCGCUCGUCUUCGACCCGGGCGAGUGCCGCCUGUGCGCCUUCAACGGCCCCGCUGCGCCCCGUCUGUUCAUCGACGGGCGGGAGGACGGCCUCGGCAGCAACUUCGAGGGGAUCCUCUCCGGGAUGGCCAUCGCGAGGAAGGCCGGCAUGAGCUUCGGGGGCGUGGUGGGAGGCGGCCGCGUGUGCCACGGGCAGGAGGUGGGCAGGCUCGUCUCGGAGCUCUUCGGCGUGCAGCGGGAGCACCUGUACCAGGAGGCCAUCCCCAUGCUGGCCUUGAGGGUUAUGGGCUUGGGCGACCUCGAAGAGUCGCGGCGGCCCGGCCAGAACGCGAGCGGUGACGUGUGGCUGCGGGCCAACCUGCCCCUGAGCGGCCCGGGCGCGGGCCACAUCGGCGAGUUCUUGGACCACGAGUUUUUAGAGGCCCUGCGGGCGGAUAUGCUGCCGCGGCUGGCAGAGAGGAGCCCCAUCGCAGCGAUCCGCCGCGGGCAUGGCCCCGUGGUGGCCAUGCACGUGCGGCGGGGCGACGUGUCGCAGUCUGUCAAUUGGGGCCGCUACACCAAGAACGAGUUCUACUACGACCUGGCGGACCGCAUCCGCGCCCAGCUGCCAGGGACGGAGGUGCACGCGUGGAGCGAAACGUCGGGCAGCUCGGCGCCCGAGGACUUCGACGGCUUCCGCGACCGAAACAUCACGGUCCACCUGGACACGGACAUCGUCGAGACGUGGUCGCACAUGGCGCAAGCGCAGGUGCUCGUGAUGGCUAAGAGCAGCUUCAGCUUCACCUCCGCCGUCCUGAACCGCGGUUGCGUCGUGUACCAGACCUAUCUCACCUCGCCCCUCCAGAGCUUCACCGCAACGAUGCCGCCGUGCACGCCCGAGGCGUUGACGAAGCGUCCGCUCCAGUGCUCGCCCGACCAGACGAUGCCCGUUGUCGACCAGCAGAAGCUGUCGGCCUGUCUGGCCAGGCCGGGGGCUCACGCCCCCUGAGGCCCCGGCCAGCGCGCGCACAGCGCCCCCGCCGCGCCUUCCUGUCAGAGGAGGGCGAGUUGAGACAACACGUGCGGGAGUUCGCGCGACUGGCAGGCCACCCGCAUGCGCGCCUGUCCGGCGCCCUUCCCCCGCCCAACAGGCAGCGCUCCGCCCCUGGACCCUGGUGCUGCUAGCUCGGGGGCGCCAGCCAGUAAUCGGUGGCGCCAGCUCUGCGGGAGCCGUCGGCGGACCCCGCCCCCGCGCCCGCGCAGACGCGUCCGCCGGCAGCGCGCCCUCUGCCGAGCGUACCGCUCCC